This is a messenger RNA of Condylostylus longicornis, 786 nucleotides long. RefSeq lists its product as uncharacterized. The record is from RefSeq and is a predicted model, not a curated record. Lineage: Eukaryota; Metazoa; Arthropoda; Insecta; Diptera; Dolichopodidae. The transcript has a single exon. The coding region runs from base 1 to 786 and encodes 261 amino acids.
AUGCAAAAUGAAUGGACGAAUUUUAAACAUGAAUUAACCCAUUUAAAUCAACUAAAAAUAAAUAGAUUCGUUUUUAGUAAUAAUGCAGUUGUGCGAACCGAGUUACAUGAAUUUGGAGAUGCAAGCGAGAAAGCAUAUGGAGCAAUCGUAUAUGUAAGGUCAAUGGAUAUCCAAGGGAAUAUUAAUAUUAAGUUGCUGUGCUCGAAAUCAAAGAUAGCACCAGUCAAAUUACUAACGAUUCCUAGACUGGAACUUUGCGCGGCUAUUAUGGUAGUAGAAUUGGUGUCAAAAGUAAAAAAGGCGUUGGAAACAACUAUUGAUGAAACCUACUUAUGGACAGACUCUCAAAUUGUUCUUUCAUGGAAAAAAGGCGAACCCAGUUCAUUUAAAACUUAUGUGGCACAUAAAUUGGUUGUAAUACAUGAAAAAUCAACAAUUAAUCAAUGGAAUUAUGUGGCCACAAAAAAUAAUCCAGCAGAUAUUAUUUCAAGAGGUAUGUCAGCCAGCCGAAUAAUUGACUCUGAACUUUGGUUUCCAGGACCAAAGUUCUUAACAUUACAAGAAGAUCAAUGGCCAUUAAGAAGUUUGUCUAUAGUAAGGGUAGUAGAAGAAGAAAAAAAUACUGUUUUAUUGAUAAACAAAAUGUCCAGCAAUGAGGUUAAACAUUUAAUAGAAUUAAUUAAUCAUCGUAAUUCAUUUGCUCGAAGAGGUUUGCGUAAAAACGCUACAAAUUUUGUUGGAGUCAAAAAUGAAUUAAAAGAGCUAGGAGAUCUAAUUAACAAAUAA